Messenger RNA from Rhodofomes roseus, 1856 nucleotides. Its product is annotated as cysteine proteinase. The record is from RefSeq and is a predicted model, not a curated record. Gene Ontology annotation, molecular function: cysteine-type deubiquitinase activity; zinc ion binding. The transcript has 13 exons. The coding region runs from base 170 to 1819 and encodes 549 amino acids. Gene Ontology annotation, biological process: protein deubiquitination. Lineage: Eukaryota; Fungi; Basidiomycota; Agaricomycetes; Polyporales; Fomitopsidaceae.
CGCCUGGCGCCACUGACUCUGAGUCUCAGUCUGGCUUGCUACAGUACUAUCAUACCCAGGUCCCACAGUGAGCUGCUAUUUGGAUGCCAGUACAUAGAGUGUACUGAAGGCGACAUCAUUUCAUUCGAUAUCACAAGCAACGAUCCACGGGGAUCUUUGCAAACAAAGAAUGAACCAGGACACUCUAGCCGUUUCGGCUGGGGCUCGCCUUGCGAUGUGUUCACACGUCGAUGUCUAUCCUCACGACACGGACGACGUAUUCAGGAAGCUAAGAGCGCUUGGUACUUGGAACAUCCAACGCCUUCAUAAUGCCGCACGUCCAUCCAAGCGUCGCAAGCUGUCUCUACCCAUGUGUGACACAUGUCAAUCUACUCUGCGACCAUUUGCGUGUUUGCACUGUCCUUCCACUGGGUGUUGGCAUGAACGGCAUAUGAGAGAUCAUCUUGAAGACACUGACCAUAACUUCUGUGUUGACGUCAGGACAGGGACUAUAUACUGCAAUGCAUGCGCUGACUUCGUCUAUGAGAGAGCCGCAGCACGUACGUUCGCAAUCGCGACGAUCGGUGCAGAAGAGAUUGUCGGAGUGGCCAGGAAUAAUCGACAACCCUUCGAACCCUGGAGACCAAACCAAAAGGAAAGUACGAUUCUCCAGACCGCCAUCUCUAUGCCAUGCCAAGCUCGACGUGGGCUCCUGAACCUCGGAAAUACGUGUUUCAUGAACGCAAUCUUGCAGGCGUUUCUCGUCAAUCCUCUUCUCCGUGACUUCUUCCUCAGCGACAAACACAAUCACCUGUUGUGCAAGAACAGAGAUUGCACAUGCUGCGAAAUGGAUAAACUCUUCUCGGAGAUGUAUUCAGAGAACGCGACACCAUAUGGUCCGGCGAGCUUCCUCGCGACGACGUGGCGUGCUUCAGCAGAGCUGUCUGGCUACGCGCAGCAAGAUGCACACGAGUUCUUCAUGGCCGCGCUGAACCACAUCCACUCUACCAGCAGAGGGUCGACCAAAUUCCAAUGCAUUUGCAUCGUUCAUUCCACAUUCACGGGGCUUUUACAAAGCGACGUCAAAUGCGGUCGGUGUGGUAACGUCACCACCGCCUCAGACCUUAUGCUGGACAUCAGCCUAGAAUUACAAGACAAGGGCAGCGCUGGUCACGCCGGGAGCGAAUUGACUCUUGCAUCUUGUCUGCGGAGGUAUACUCAGCCGGAGAAAUUGGGCCCGAACGCAUACGAUUGUGCCAAUUGUGGGAAAGUUUCCCAUGCGGACAAGCGGCUGAGCCUCCGAAAGCUCCCGCCCGUCCUGAGCUUCCAGUUCAAGCGCUUCGAACACAAGGCCGGAGACAAGGCGGCAGCGCAGAAGAUCGAGGCCCCCGUCCGGUUCCCGUCGAGCAUCAAUAUGGCACCCUACACGUCUCUCGCAAUGGCCGUGAGAGAGCAGGAGGGGAAAGACGGGGGACCAGACUCCGCUUCGUCUUCCCUCCCGGGGCCCGCCAGUAUGUAUGAGUAUGAUCUAUUCGCAGUGGUCUGCCACGAAGGACAGAUCAACAAUGGACACUACACGUGUUUCGCUCGUUCUCAAGACGAGUGGUACAGGUUCGAUGACGACAAAGUGUCACAUUCGAGCCUGCGAGCAUGCCUUAGUUCGCAGCCUCAGGUUUACAUGUGCUUCUACGUCAAGAAGCACCUGGAUUAUAAGCCGUACGUGACGCCUUCGUACAAAGUCGCAAGAGAAGCGGAAGCGGUUAGGGAGAAGCAACGAGAACGAGAGAAGGAGGCAGCCCGCAUGAGGGAAGUCGAGGAUGCGUUGCUGGCUACAGUCUGACAACACGUUGCACAUCAGGUCGCACACAUAAAUGGCU